GUCUUUAGAACUCGACACCGCUUUAUUUUGACUGAUUGGACUGGUCGCGUCGGUUAUCAUGGUCAGUCCACUGGGUUACUGACGGCUUUUCUUUUUGCUCCAUGCCCAAUCGGGUUAUGAUCGGGUGAUCUAAUCGGUGUACCCCGAUUGUUUAUAUCAAGACAAUCCACUUAUUUAUCAUUAUUACUGCCAUAAUAGAAUGGGAUCUCUGCCCGUGCCUAGUGCUUGGUCCCGCUUCAAUCGGCUAGCUUUUUGGCCGAUCGGUUAGGUCGUUUUGGGUUUCGGUGUGCCUUUUUUCCGGCCAAUGGGCAUUUAGGUCGGGUUCCGGGUCUAAGCCGGUGCAAGGGAAAUAUCAAAUCAGUUCUCAAAGCCGGUUACGGAUCCCCAUUACACCGCUUUCUGACCCAAUGUACAAUUUUUCCGCAAUUCUCACCCAGUAAUUUCAUUAAGGUUAAAAUUUCCUGAAAUAUAUUGUAUUGUUUUAUUUAUUGUUUAUUUGGAGCCACUUAUACAAUUUUUUUUUUUACAUAGCGGCGGGUCUAUCGGUUUCACCUUUCACCGGGGGAACCGAACCUGAACACCUUGAAAGUAUCUACCCAGGUAGUAACUGAUUGGCCAUUUUUCGGGUAGGUCGGUGCAGUUUUUCUGGUUUCAGGUAAUCAAGACCGAGCCCUACCCGUGUCCUGUUUGCUAUUUUCGUCAUCGUUACCUAGCGCUCGGCCCUGCGCCAAUCGGGGAACUUUUUAGUCGAUUCGGUGCGGGGAUGAUCUUUAUCGGUGCGGUGAUUUCGGUGUUCGAUGUGGUGAUUUCGGUGCUCGGUGCCUUCCCCGAUUAUUAAUGAAUAGUGAUCUAAAUUGGCAGUUGCCCUGCGGCCAACAAGAACAAAAUGUGACCCUAGUCACGUGAUUCUCGUUGGCCUAUCAGUACGCAAGGUCACUGGAAAGAUUAACCCCCUAUGACUGAAGCGGUGCUAUCGGUGCAGCACCGAUUAUAGCACCGUUCCACACUGAAAAAAAACAAAACCCGCACCGAACUUCCCCGAUUCAUUUUUAUCGGUGAAGGUUAGCGGUGUCCCCGAUUAGAAUGUGAUCGGGGCCGAGCCCUAUCGUCACCCAAAUUCUCUGCCUAAACUUAUUUUGGCAACACUGCCGAUGAAGUCAAUUGUGUUGGAUUAUUGUAUGGAAAGAGUUUGAAACGGGCGAUUGUUUACAAGACUGGAUAAUAAUUAGGGUGACCAGUGAAUUUCGUGCCCUUUUUUUUUUCCCAAACUUAGAUCAUGGCAGGUCUUCCCAGAACCUUUGAAAAUAAGACUUCAAACUACAUUGAUCAUCGUUUACGAGGACGACCUUCAAUCGUAUCGUUUGAACAGCUCAAUUUUGGAAAUUCUUCCGUUCGUGAAUUGGCACCCUAUGCUCUCAAGAUUCGCCAAACAGCUCUCAUCCCUACCCAGCAAUUUUUUAAGUAUGCAGCAGUUGUGUCUAGCCUAGGAGACACUGACCUAGUAUGCAUAAUCUUUGACAUAAUAGAAGCUGGACAAGUAAUUGCAUAUGCUGGACAUUUUAUUGUCAAGAAAGACUUUGUCUUUGAUCCUAUUACCCGGGAACCUGUUGUGUCAGUAUCCUUGUUGAGCGUAGAUCAAAACCAUGAACACUUGUCUCUUUUUGGUGCUGCAAAUAGCAACCUCCUACCAUUUCCAGACUAUUUUCUUGAUGGGAGUGACAAGGAAUAUCAAGAACUAUUAAUAAAAACUCAAGAAAUAUUCAUGACAGUGUUUCAAGUGCAACAACAGAAUCAAAUUGUUUCUAUGCCUCAACCCAGCAAUCAGGUGAUAUAUUUGCUAAGAGAACCUCUUACCACCAGUAUUUACAUUGAAACAGCUUUGCCUAUUACAAAAAAGAGCCUCGAUAGAAUAACUCCGAAAAUUCAGGCAAUGGGAACCAUCAAAUGCAGCUAUGGUGAACUUGGCUCUUUCGAAUCAAACAUUUUUUCCUCCGUUCAAUGUACAUUCAAAGUCAUCGAAGAUGCUAACGAUAGCUUCAAUGCUGUCGACGACGUCGAUGGUCGCACGACUUACUACUCUGCCUACGAGGAGCCAGGACUCAUGCCUUUUUAUUUUACUACGUUCUUGCUUGGCCGGUUACGAGGCCGCUAUGUCGUUGGUGUAAUAGUUUCAGAUGCAUUCUUCAUUAUGGCUACCAGUCGAGUCUACAGCCGGUAUUCGACACCGCCGGCAUCGCCAAUCGACAGCAACAGUCUUGUCGGGACGGAUGUCAUGGAAAGAAUCCAUUUGCCUUCAUACCUACCGUUAGAGCAAGUGCUGACCAUGUUGGAGCUGCGUCAAAUUCUGCGCCACCCGUUUAUGUACCAAGAUGAAAUGGACGUAAUCAUCAAAUGCUUUGGUCUAAACGGGGGAAAUGAAAAUUCCAGUUACCAAGUACCACCCCCCGUCAGCCGAAUUUUCAUCCGUCAGCUUGGCCCGAAGACACAAAUGGAACGUCUCCAGUAUAACUGGUUGCAACAGAUGCUGGAUAUCCACUACACGAAAACAUUUCAAAAUUCCCUUUGUGAAUAUGGUGAAAGUCCAGUGGAUUCCGAAAAUCCGUCCCUGUUUUGUCACAACAUUAUCCGUCUGUGGAUAAAAGAGUUAUUGCGUGCUAUCCACAAGGAUCAGCGGCCCAAAGACGACUGCAAACUGAGCAACUUCUUUCGUAUGAACAUUGAAGAGUUUGUUCAAGGGUAUCUGUCGCUUUUUGGUUUGUCGCCGGAAUCUUGUUUCACAUGCCACAUCCUGGGGCAAGAUGGAUUGCCGAUGUCUAUCUGCCAAACAUCAAUCGCUACUAAAGACAUUGGGAGGCACAUGGAAACGCAGCACACGGCCUCACUGUGGAACCAUGGUCAUUUCAAACCCUUUUCUCUUGUUUUGGCAUCCAAAUUCGUCUCGUUGACUAAUCAAGCAGACGUUACUCCGCUGGAGAAGUGCAAGUCGACUGUGGCUGAUUUUCGCGGUACGUCCUACAUAGAAUUGUUGCGGAAGAUUGAUGGUGUGAAUUCAUUGUCAUCUUCUGCCGUCGCUCCACCUCUUCGAUCCCCAGCUGCUAGCCAGCCUAGAGCAAAAAAACGGAAAAGACUUUCUCUCGAAGAGCUAAUUGUCCGAAAAGUGAUGCAAGAACGCUUAAAUGAAAAUGAUAGUACUAUCUCAUCGCCACCUGACGUAACGUUAGUGUCUUCGCCUACCCGAAUAACUCGUUCUGCUGUCCGUUCUAGCUCCUAAAUCGUCUUGUUAUUAUCAUUCCAUUCACUGUUAAAAUCCGGACAUGAAAUUCCCCGACACCGUUCCCACUGUGUUUCGUUCGUUUUAAUUAUGUGCUCGUAUAUUUCAGAGUCAAGGGAGAGUCGCUUCUCUUACUGGACAUUUAAUAAUACAGAUUUUUUCAUUCAA
Daphnia magna is the source of this 3439-nucleotide messenger RNA. RefSeq lists its product as uncharacterized. The record is from RefSeq and is a predicted model, not a curated record. The coding region runs from base 1277 to 3271 and encodes 664 amino acids. NCBI's taxonomy places the organism in Eukaryota, Metazoa, Arthropoda, Branchiopoda, Diplostraca, Daphniidae. The transcript is spliced from 7 exons.